AUGGAAGAGCGCCCGACGUGGGAACCGGAGGCCUGGGGCUCCUCUGGAGGGUGGUCGGCACCCCGGGAGGCCAGAGCAGGCCCGUCGCUCUCCUCUGUGCUGAAUGAGCUCCCCAGUGCUGCUACCCUUCGGUACCGAGGUCCUGGGGUUCUGCCGUGGGGGGCAUUGGAGGAGGAGGAAGAAGAUGGAGAGAGGAACGUCCAAGCCAUCGCAGAAGCCGCCCAAAAGGAGCUGGAGGAGCCCCUCCCCUCCCGGGAACUGCCCUGGCCCAUGCAGGCCCGCCGGGCACACAGGCAGAGCCAUGCCAGGGACCAGGUGGCUCAGGGAUCGGGUUCCAGAUCCACACAGUGGGCCCUGCGGCUUCGGCGGUCCAAGGAGAAGAUGAAGGCAGGCCUGCACACCUUGCAACCCUGGGCGUGGACGCUGAAGAGAAUUGGGGGCCAAUUUGGCGCCGGCACUGAGUCCUACUUCUCCCUGCUGCGCUUCCUGGUGCUUCUGAACGUGCUGGCAUCAGUACUUAAGGCCUGCAUGACGCUGCUGCCCACCUGGCUGGAAGGGACUCCCCCGGGUCCCCCUGGCCCUAACACCUUCUCAUCCUGCGGCUUCUACAACCCCAACCCCCAAGGCCUGGUCACCUUCCCCACCCAUCUCUUCAACCUGCUCUCCGGAGAGGGUUUUCUAGAAUGGUCUCCUCUCUUCUAUGGGUUCUACCCGCCCCGCCCACACCUGGCAGUCACCUACCUGUGCUCCGUGUUUGUCAUUGGCCUCCUGUACCUGCUGCUCAUCCUCCAUCGGUCA
Neomonachus schauinslandi (Hawaiian monk seal) is the source of this 798-nucleotide messenger RNA. Its product is annotated as transmembrane channel-like protein 4. The annotation marks the transcript as partial. NCBI's taxonomy places the organism in Eukaryota, Metazoa, Chordata, Mammalia, Carnivora, Phocidae. Gene Ontology annotation, cellular component: plasma membrane. The record is from RefSeq and is a predicted model, not a curated record. The transcript is spliced from 5 exons. Gene Ontology annotation, molecular function: mechanosensitive monoatomic ion channel activity.